Molecule: messenger RNA, 828 nt
Organism: Parnassius apollo (apollo)
Lineage: Eukaryota; Metazoa; Arthropoda; Insecta; Lepidoptera; Papilionidae
Source: the annotation of a GenBank genome assembly
AUGGAUAGAGAACCAGUUACAGAACAAGAAACAGAAAAGGAUAUAGAAAUGGAUAGAGAACUAGAUAGAGAACAAGAUGUAGAACAAGUUACAGAACAAGAAACAGAAAAAGGUACAGAACAAGAUACAGAAAAAAAAUACAGAACCAAAUACAGAGCCUUCGAAAAAAAUUGGACAGCAGACACCAAGCGAACACACAUUGAAGGCGGCAAGACUGUAGCUGAUUUACAUAGAGACUAUGUUGCUGAAUGUAAAAGUAAAGGUUUACCCUUUGGUAAUUAUUUAGCAUAUUACAAUAUAUUUUGUACCGAAUACAAUAUGGCAUUCUUCAAACCUAAAAAAGACCAAUGCGAAACCUGUACAAAUUAUACUAAUGCGACUGAAGAAGACAAACAAAUUAUGAAACAUGAUUAUAAACUUCACCUAAAGGAAAAACAACUAGCAAGGGAUCAAAAAGAUGAAGACAAAAACUAUACUCCGGACAAUUGUAUAGUAUCUGCUGCAAUGCCUUGUCCUAAAGGUGAUACGUCGACAUUUUAUUACCUAUACAAGUUGAACUGCUACAAUUGUACUAUUUAUGAUAUUAAAACCAAAUAUGUGAACUGUUACGUACUGCACGAAGGCGAAGCUAAACAUGGAGCUAUUGAAAUCGGUACCUGUGUACUAAAAUACAUUGAAAGCCUGGAAGAGACCGCCAAAAAACUUGAUUCAAAAUUGGAUUUGAUAUCUUACUCAGAUAAUUGCUGCGGACAGCAGAAAAAUCAUUAUUUGAUCGCAGUAUACAUUUUUGCUGUGCAUAAUUAUGAUUUUAUAAAUUCAAUUUUGUAA